UAGCCUGUGUGCAGAACAUCAAACAGGGCAGAGCCUUUAACAAAGGGCAGAGUGUGUACUUAGCAGUUAGUGCCUGCAGUUGAGUCACAAGCAAGAUUUGCCCGAGGUUAGUUCCUCACAUCCGUGUGCAGGCACUCAGGGCACGCCUUCUUCUCAUACAAGCCGUGCAGACAGAAGCCUUGUCAGGCUAGCUCCCAGGGGUGGUGCUAAAACAGACUUCAACGCCUUCGCUGCCCUGACAGCAGCGGGAUCAGCAUAAUCGCUCAGGACGAUCAGAGUUCAUAAAGAUCAGCACUAUGACUGAUGGGGACUAUGACUAUCUGAUCAAACUCCUAGCCCUGGGGGAUUCUGGGGUUGGGAAGACAACAUUCCUUUACAGAUACACGGACAACAAAUUCAACCCAAAAUUCAUCACAACAGUAGGAAUAGACUUUCGGGAAAAACGUGUGAUAUACAAUAGCAGAGGACCAAAUGGAUCUCCAGGAAAAGCCUUUAAGGUCCAUCUACAACUCUGGGACACCGCUGGGCAGGAAAGAUUUCGAAGUCUCACCACAGCAUUUUUCAGAGAUGCCAUGGGCUUUUUAUUAAUGUUUGAUCUCACCAGCCAACAGAGCUUCUUAAAUGUCAGAAACUGGAUGAGUCAACUGCAAGCCAAUGCAUAUUGUGAGAAUCCUGAUAUAGUAUUACUUGGUAACAAGGCUGACUUAUCAGAUCAGAGGGAAGUCAAUGAGAGACAAGCACGAGACCUUGCAGAUAAAUAUGGCAUACCAUACUUUGAAACAAGUGCAGCUACUGGGCAAAAUGUGGAUAAAGCUGUGGAAAUGCUCCUGGACUUGAUAAUGAAGCGCAUGGAACAAUGUGUUGACAAGACACAAGUAUCUGACACAGCCAAUGGAGGAAGCUCGGGGAAGCUAGAUUCAGCAAAGCCAGAGGAGAAAAAGUGUGCCUGCUAGACUUCACCUCUAAACUGUGAGAACCAAUACGAAUAUUUAAUCUGAAAAUGGCUGAUUUACUACUAAAUUCAAAUCUGGCCAUGCACAGAAACAAAGCUGUCUUGUUUGGGUUUUUGUUCUUCUCCAGAGAACUGAGUUUUCAGAGAGGCUUCUGUGCUGGAACUAAUAUUCCUGAUAUGGCACCAUGGAAGAUCUAAAAGAGCCCUCAUCUUUAUCUUAGUACAAUCAGGCUAGAAAAUGUAAGAGAUGUUCCCUCCUUCCUUGGAAGGAGAAAAAACUAUAGUGGGGGGAGGGGAGGGAAAUAAUUAAACUGGAUAUUGUGAUAAACUAAAAAGGGGGUACUUUGUUAGGUCUCUGUUUUAAUUGAAUCUUGCUUCUUUAUACUACUUUGUAUUUACAUCACAGACUAUAGAUCUGCUAAAGUGGAGAUAUGAGUAAAGAGAACGUUAUGUGGUGUAUUACUUGCGCAAAGGAAGCAAUGGUGUGACUGAUUAAUAAGCUAGUGUGUGAGGAGAAAGGGGUGGAGGCUGCUUUUUUUUUUUUUUUUUAAAUAAAACCAGGGAAACAUGCAACAUUAUUUAUGUUGCUAGUAAAUAAUCAAGCAGGGUUUGGAGGGGGAUAGGGAGAAGACACUCACUCACUCACUCACUCACUCAAAUUCCACCACUACAUAGAAAAGUGGCAACACUUGCUGUUUGAGGCCAGCAGAAUGCAUUUCAUGGUGUCUUGCAAAUUUCACCACAAGCAAAAGCACUCUUGCUAGUCAGAAAAAUUCAGUGUUCGACAGCAGAAAACAGGCUGUGUGCAUCAGGUAUGGCGUGCGAGGGGAAUUGUGAAAAUGGUGUCACUGUCUAUAAAAGAGUUGCAAAAAUUGUAUAGCACUUACUGAUUCUCUAAGAAGUUAUUCAGUUGUUGACUGGGAACUCACCACCUGCCAUGAUUUUGUGAUGUUGCCAGUAUGCUUUUGCUUUCAAAUGAGCACAAUUUUUGCAUAUAGAAAGUGGACCCUCCUUGUGAAAUAUUUCUGAGGUGGGGAUUUGGAAUGCCAACAUAUUAAAUGUGAUCUAACACUAGAUAAAAUGUAUUGUAUUGUGUAAGCCUAUACAAGUGGGGUGGUAUGGCAGGUAAUUAGAAGACACCACCAGUUGCAUUAAAA
This is a messenger RNA of Mauremys mutica (yellowpond turtle), 2109 nucleotides long. RefSeq names its product RAB27B, member RAS oncogene family (gene RAB27B). Gene Ontology annotation, molecular function: GTP binding; GTPase activity. Gene Ontology annotation, cellular component: melanosome; secretory granule. The record is from RefSeq and is a predicted model, not a curated record. NCBI's taxonomy places the organism in Eukaryota, Metazoa, Chordata, Testudines, Geoemydidae. The transcript is spliced from 6 exons. Bases 297 to 953 code for a protein of 218 amino acids. Gene Ontology annotation, biological process: melanosome transport; positive regulation of exocytosis.